Molecule: messenger RNA, 761 nt
Organism: Rattus rattus (black rat)
Lineage: Eukaryota; Metazoa; Chordata; Mammalia; Rodentia; Muridae
Product: alpha-enolase-like
Exons: 1
Biological process (GO): glycolytic process
Cellular component (GO): phosphopyruvate hydratase complex
Molecular function (GO): phosphopyruvate hydratase activity; magnesium ion binding
Source: RefSeq, a predicted model, not a curated record
UCCUUCCUCCGCAGCGAUCCUACUGCCAGAACUUCACCAUGUCCAUUCUCAAGAUCCAUGCCAGAGAGAUCUUUGACUCCUGUGGGAAUCCCACCGUUGAGGUGGAUCUCUACACCGCAAAAGGUCUCUUCCGUGCUGCGGUGCCCAGUGGUGCGUCCACUGGCAUCUACGAGGCCCUAGAACUCCGAGACAUGGGGAAGGGUGUCUCAAAGGCUGUUGAGCACAUCAAUAACACUAUUGCACCUGCUCUGGUUAGCAAGAAACUGAAUGUUGUGGAGCAGGAGAAGAUUGACCAGCUGAUGAUCGAGAUGGACGGCACAGAGAAUAAAUCUAAGUUUGGUGCAAAUGCCAUCCUGGGAGUAUCCCUGGCUGUCUGCAAGGCUGGUGCCGUGGAGAAGGGGGUGCCCCUUUACCGUCACAUUGCUGACUUGGCCGGCAACCCUGAAGUCAUCCUGCCGGUCCCAGCUUUCAAUGUGAUCAACGGCGGUUCUCAUGCUGGCAACAAGCUGGCCAUGCAAGAGUUCAUGAUCCUGCCUGUGGGGGCAUCCUCUUUCCGCGAAGCCAUGCGCAUUGGAGCAGAGGUUUACCACAACCUGAAGAACGUCAUCAAGGAGAAGUACGGGAAAGACGCCACCAAUGUGGGUGAUGAGGGUGGAUUCGCACCUAACAUCCUGGAGAACAAAGAAGCACUGGAGCUGCUCAAGUCUGCCAUUGCAAAGGCCGGCUACACUGAGCAGGUUGUCAUCGGCAUGGAUGUGGCU